This is a messenger RNA of Ophidiomyces ophidiicola, 570 nucleotides long. RefSeq lists its product as uncharacterized. Bases 1 to 570 code for a protein of 189 amino acids. NCBI's taxonomy places the organism in Eukaryota, Fungi, Ascomycota, Eurotiomycetes, Onygenales, Onygenaceae. The transcript has 2 exons. The record is from RefSeq and is a predicted model, not a curated record.
AUGCGAUUUUCUACCCUUUUUCUUGCCGGCCUGGGGGCUAUCAGUGCUUCCGCCCUACCCACCACAGACACAUGCUCGGGAUCUAACCCCAACAAGUAUUUUGGCCUCAUUGCUAUUCAUUCCGGCAACGCAGUCCAUAAUGCUGCACUCAGUGCAUCCUUAAGCAGCAUUUUCGCCAAUCUUCCUAACCAGAACGCCCAAUGCAACCGGCCCAACGAGCGAUUUGCGACCUUCUAUAUCAAGGACGGCGCCCUCUUCCUUUACACCCCCGAAUCUGCCGAGAAGCAGCAGAUGUUUGUUGACCGUUCCGGCAUGGGCAUGGGAAAAAUCGGAUACAUCACAGGAAGUUCCGGGCAUCCCCGGUAUGCCGAGCUCACGGGGUGGUCUAUUAAUAGCGAAAAUCAUCUCCAAUUCGCCGGAAACGAUCUAGUAGCCUGUCCCAACAGCAUUCAGAACUCGUGGAGCAUCUGGGCGGCUGGCUUCCAAAACCCAGGUCAUAACCAGAACUGCAUUGGUAUUGCGGCGCGGGUCGAGUAUAGUACGGAUCCCAAUGCUUGCGUUUACUCAUGA